AUGGCUUAUGCUUAUCCACCAUCACCAGGUUAUGCAGCAUAUCCACCUGCUCAACCUGUUUACUACGGUAGUCCGUAUCCAGCACAGCCACAACCACAGCCUGUAGUUAUUCAACAACAACCAGUUUAUGUGCAACCGUAAGUUUUGAAUAGUUUUGAAUAGAAAUGACACCUGGGUAAUUCUAGCCAACUCAAUUUUCACUUCCUUUUCUGCGGCGGGCCCCGUUUUUUCAGACAAAUUCCCCAGCUUUAAAUUUCAGAGCUCCUUAUGUUGGUCAUCAUCAUCAUCAUAACGAUGAGUAAGUACUUCUAUAACUCACUAUAUUUUUUUUCAUUUUAAAACCUCACUAUGUUUUUUUUUUCAGUUGCUGCGCAGCGUUUUGUGCUGGUUUAUGUAUUGGUGCUUGUUGUUUAUAA
Caenorhabditis angaria is the source of this 416-nucleotide messenger RNA. NCBI's taxonomy places the organism in Eukaryota, Metazoa, Nematoda, Chromadorea, Rhabditida, Rhabditidae. The record is from the annotation of a GenBank genome assembly.